Molecule: messenger RNA, 3458 nt
Organism: Tetranychus urticae (two-spotted spider mite)
Lineage: Eukaryota; Metazoa; Arthropoda; Arachnida; Trombidiformes; Tetranychidae
Source: RefSeq, a predicted model, not a curated record
UAACGAGGUUAAAGGAGAGUAAGAUGCAGAUCUUUUUGGCAUGUGGUGAUGGCUCUCACUGUAGAUCCAAACAGGCCUAAAAUACUUAACAGUCUUACCAUUGUUUAUUCUUUAAAAUGUUACAUCUUUUGUUUCAAUAUUAAAAUAUUGUAUUUCUAUUAAUUUAAUUGUUAAAUCUAUAGUAUAUACCAACAUCUAUAAUUAGCCAACCAAGUUUAAUUAAAAAUCUUCUCUAUCAUUUCAAGGAAUUGCCAUUUCAUCAUAACAUCUUAAGGUCUCUUAUUUCCUUUCUUUUCUAUCUCUCUGUAAGUACAUUUGAAAAACAUAGAAACAACCCUUGCUUAACCCCUCAACCAGUUCUGCGAAUGGUUUUGAGUUCAAAUAUUGACCAUGAGUGCUGACCAACCGUCUUUUGUCAAGUAAAAUUAAUGUUUUUUUAUUUUUCUCUAGGAAUUUAUGGUUCGGCUUCAUGAAUUACACUUUACAUAAAGCUUCCCGAUAACAAUAAGCAUCGUUGAACAAUUUUGAUUACGCUCUUUGAAUUGUGCCUUCCUUUUCCAUUUGUAUUUGCUCUUUUGGUAAAAGUCGCUUUGAAACAAACAAACCUCAAUUUUUGAUAAUUCAUCUCCAACUCGCUGUAUAUGUUCAACCUUGAUUUGAACACAAUAUUCUGGUAUCAUUUAGUUUCUGAAAUAGUCUAUAAUUGAUUGAUAUUGACUUCUCCCCUACCUCCUCUGAUUGGUUUGACACUCUCACCAAGUUCAUCUGGCUCUGGUACCAAAAGGACAAAGAUCAUACUUGGUAGUCAGCAAACCUUUUUUCUCCUGUAUUGUGGCGUAAAAGAAAAUUUCCAUACAAAGGAUUUUUUGCCAUUCUAAAUUCUUUCCAUCGAAGCUUCUUGGUAAAUCAUAACCAUAGAUGUCGAUGCUUAUUAAAGCUGAGUGAAGACUAGUGCACUUCUACUUCAUAGUACCAAAUAUGUUCAUUAUCCUACCUGCUGAUUUGUAAAAGUUAUACGAGUGUUUCCGGUGUACUCUUAAUAUGGCCCAAGCUCAGUUAAACCAACGGAAUUCAUUGCCCAUUCCAUCCUCCUUUCGGUCCAAAAGGACUACAAAAAACGUUACAAAAAAUGAUAAUACAGCUAAACCCAAAGUGGAUUUUACGCAGCCCAAACCAUACACACCCUCACACGACAUACCAAGCCAUGAUUAUGAAGGACGUAAAGUCAGCAGAUAUUCAUGUGACGCAUGUGGCGACUGUUUUUUGUUUAAAGCAUCCCUUGAUCAACAUGUUAAUCGACGAUCUGUCAAGUUAACCUGUACAUUGAAUGAAUCAGGUACCAAAUCCUUACGUUUUUACAAUAGAUGUGCCCAGUUCUAUUAUUUUAAAAGUCAAACUUCAUCAAACCUUGUUUGUAAAGAGAUAAAGUUAUCUCCCUUGAUGCCCGAUGAGAAAGCUACAUUCAUUGACAAUGUUUCUCCUUAUCAGGAUGAGCAAAGCAAGGAGUCAAAUAGCUCUAAAGGUCCAAAGGUGGUAAUUAAGCUUGAGAAAACAGUUGAUCCUCCGUCCAUUGUUUCUCCAGAACCUUCUGAAAGUAACAGCAGCAGCAACAACACAAUUCGCAACAACAAAAUCAAAUUUACUUCCGAAUCAAAAGAAAAGAAAGAAAACAGAUGUCUUGAAUGCGAUGCAACCUUUCUCAAUGUCUCUUCUCGCAAAGAACAUUUUAAUUUACUAGAUAAUGAUCAUGGACCAUUCCAGUGUUCUACUUGUUCUUUUUGGUGCCCUAACUCAUGUUCUCUCAAAGCACACAAGCGGUUUCACACAAUGGAAACACCUCACGUUUGUCCAGAGUGUGGUUUUCAUUCAGAAAAGUCAUUCAAAAAGAUUAUUUCACAUUGCAUCAUCAAGUGUCAACACUUACUGAGACAACUUUUAUACAUUUGUUCACAAUGUAAAGUCACCUUCAGUACAAUCACCGGUCUUAUAGAGCACAUAACAUCAAACCACACUAAACAAUUGAUCCGGUGUAGCACUUGUAGCCAACAAUUCGAAUCAAUUGACAGCUUUGAGAAGCAUAAAACAAGCCAUGCAUCUGAAGAUGGGUAUCGAAGUGACAAUUUUUACCAGUGUCAUAUUUGUUCGAAAGAACUUUUGUCCAAAAUAUUGUGCUACAAUCACAUAGAAAAUCACUUGAAGCAAACGAAAGAUAUGUAUAAAUUUGUAUACAUUUGCCCUCAAUGUAGAGAAAGACAAUGUGACUCUGGCUCUCAAGUUGUCGUUCAUUUACAAGCAGCUCAUCUACUGGAUCUUACCAAGCCUGACCGAGAAGCUAGUCUCAUAAAGGUUCUUUGCGAUCGUCAUAAAAUUAAACUUUCCAAAGAACCUGAAAAAGAAAGUGCUAUUAAUUCGACUACCCCAAUAAAAUCAACAUCAUCAUCAUUAAUCUCAAAUCAACCAUUAAACGAUGGAAAUUUAAAGACCACAAAGUUUGCCUGUGAAAUUUGUGGUUUGAUCACUUCAAGCUGGGAUGACAUGGCUGAUCAUGGAAUCAGUAAACAUAUUGAAGAAGAGUCUCAAUUUGUUUGUCUUAUUUGUUCAAACAAAAAAUUUACACGAAGAAAUUCGCUGCUUGCACAUCUCAGAAAGUUCCAUACAACAUCUUUGGCAUGUCCUUCCAAUAGGUGUACUUCCUUACGUUUCUCGAAUGCUGCUGACAUUUAUUCUCAUUAUCGAAUAAAACAUCGUCUUCUUGAUCUUAAUGAAGCUAAAGAGAUAAAACAAGCUGAUCAAUCUCGUCGAAAUAGUGACUCAUCUCCCGCCAAGCGACCUAAAGUAAACAGCCAUAAAAAGAAUGAUCAAAAAGAUGUUAAUGAUGCAAAUAAAUCGGUGACGAAUACUCAUUUCAAUUACAUGAACAAUGCCACAUUUUUGGAGGAAAAUGGAUCUUCAGGUCUCUAUAGAGAUCCUAUGCUCAAUGGAUCAUCGUAUCUUUAUCAAUGUGCUCAUUGUGGAUUUCAAGCGGACGGAAUAAAGCAACUGCAAGCUCAUUAUAUAAUUCACCGAACAGCUAAAGCCCCUUACCUUUGCUACGAAUGUGGUUCCAAUUUCAUCUCAUAUUCUUUAUUGGAUCGUCAUUUAAUCAGUCAACAUGGUAUCACUGAUUGUCAAAAUUACGUUAAAUUAAAUCUUCCAGAUCUCUACCGUGAGAAAGACGAUUCUUCUAAUGUUGAUCUCCUUGGGAUAAUUCAAAAUGAUACUUUGAAUGUCUCUAUCUGUCCUAUUUGUUCAAAAAUAUGCUCUGAUUCGACUUCACUUAAAUCACACGUUAAAGUCCAUGGAAUGGCUUUCAUCAACUCUAUUCGUAAAAAUUUAAACACAUCGACAACUAAUGAUGUAGCUUAAUCAUUAAUUGAAAGUUAAAUAAAUCAUUCAGUCUCCUUUGUUCACUCACUAAA